UUUGCAGAAGCAAUGAAUGCCUUGAAGGACACUGUGACCAGCUGCUAACACCCAGAAGCCUGAUUGCUCAAGGUGUUAUCCGACACUGAAGAAACACAGACUUUUCCUCUCAAUCCCCCUUCCUUACUCUCUAGCUGCAUAAAAACGUUCUACUGCUGCUGCUUCAUUGAAGUGAAUUUGAGUGACCUUGUUCUCCUGCCUUCUCACUUUGGUCAAACGGAAUAAAACUUUCACUAUCUCCAGGCACCCGCAUGUCAGUGUUUGGCAUCAGCUCCACAUCGGGUACAAAAGCACGAAUUUCGGCUUCCCCAACAUCUGCAGUGCAAAAUAUUUGACAAUGGGCAUGGCAUAGCCUCUGACCAACAGCCAGAACGCACACAAGCCACACACAGGCAUGUCUGUCUGCUGAAUAUCAACCUUGCUCCUGGCUGAAAUGAUCCCCGGACGGAGGAAGUGCAUCGCACACAAUUGUUGACUGAAUCAAUGAAUGUGUGGAGGUGGAGGUUGGUGAGGUAAGUGCAAGGAACUGCCAACAAUUGAUGCUUUGUGGACCAGGGAAACCUCAGCAGGGAGAAGCCUAGCUGGGAAGGGCCUUGUUACCAAGCAUGGGGACUUGGCCUCUGGUCAGUGGUGACUGAUCACAGGGUAAAUGGCACAGUUCUCAGGCUUGUGGUGUCUCAGAAACAGGGACAAGGGUGGAUCUCAGACAGUACCAAGUGUGCCAGGUGGAAGAGAGAUGCUCAGGGCCUGAACAGCCAAGAGGAUCCUGGGCUGUUCCACACCCUGAGUCUCCCCUUCCAGGUCAUUCCCUAUGACCACAAAGGGAAUGUAUACUGGGCUUCCUGCUGUGCUACAUGCAGUACAGGCCUUUGACCCUCGGGUUUAUGAUUAUCAAACAUUCAGAAGCCAACCAAUGAGGCAGCCUUGUUGGGAGAGACGGCACAAGGACAGAGCAAAAACUUCUCCCCCUCCACGUGAUCGGCAGGUUUCUGACUCUGAAUAUUGGUCAGCCUCACACUAGCAGGACGCAGUGGUGUACUUUCUAGAGGUGGGAGGGCCCCGGACGGUAUUUCCUGGAUGCCAGUGAGCAGCUGAGAGCUGAAGCUCCCUGGACACUCAAGGCUCUUGUGGUGACAGGCAUCCUGUAAAGGCGUGCAGGGAGUCUAGCUCUCUCUUCUGGACUUUGAGAUUUCAGACACAGAAGUUUGUCCAUGGCUCCUUAUCACAUCCGCAAAUACCGGGAGAGCGACCGCAAGUGGGUCGUGGGCUUGCUCUCCCGGGGGAUGGCAGAGCACGUCCCAGCCACCUUCCAGCAAUUGCUGAAGCUGCCUCGAACCCUCAUACUCUUACUUGGGGGGCCCCUCGCCCUACUCCUAGUCUCUGGCUCUUGGCUCUUGGUCCUCGUGUUCAGCCUCAGCCUCUUCCCUGCCCUGUGGUUCCUUGCCAGAAAACCCUGGAACAUGUUUGUAGACAUGACACUGCACACAGACAUGUCUGACAUCACCAAAUCCUACCUGAGUGAGCGUGGCUCCUGCUUCUGGGUGGCUGAGUCUAGAGAGAAGGUGGUGGGCAUGGUGGGAGCUCUGCCCGUUGACGAUCCCACCUUGAUGGAGAAGCGGUUGCAGCUGUUUCACCUCUUUGUGGACACUGAGCACCGUCGUCAGGGGAUAGCAAAAGCCCUGGUCAGGACUGUCCUCCAGUUUGCCCGGGACCAGGGCUACAGUGAAGUUGUCCUGGAUACCAGCACCAUACAGCUCUCUGCCAUGGCCCUCUACGAGAGCAUGGGCUUCCAGAGAACAGGCCAGUUCUUCUUCUGCAUUUGGGCCAGGCUAGUGGCUGUUCCUUCAGUUCAUUUCAUCUACCACCUCCCUUCUGCUCAGGCAGGGGGUCUGUGAUCUCUUUCUUUGUGUAUUGGUCAGAAUAUAAUCAAUUCGGCUGUAGCAGCAAGCAAUCCCCAACCUUUCACUGCAAUGACACAAUAAAAGCUUAUUGUCCAUUCACA
Callithrix jacchus (white-tufted-ear marmoset) is the source of this 2002-nucleotide messenger RNA. RefSeq names its product N-acetyltransferase 8. Gene Ontology annotation, molecular function: N-acetyltransferase activity. The record is from RefSeq and is a predicted model, not a curated record. Lineage: Eukaryota; Metazoa; Chordata; Mammalia; Primates; Cebidae.